UAUUAAAUGACAUGCAAUUAUGAAAAUUGAAUUUCAUAAACAUUGAAUUAAAUCGAUUUUUCCAUAACUGUGUUUCGUAACACAAUGAGAUACACUGUCAAACAUUCAUGCUUGGCGUGAAUACUAGAUUUAAUAUGAGGUUCGAAAUCACUGUAUUACUUCAAUAUGAUAUCCUAGAGUUGGAUUUAAUAAACGAAACUUUUAUGAAAAUGCUAUUUUUCAGUUAAAUUUACGAAUUAUUAAAAGUCGGCUAUCAAUUCCUUAAGCCAUUGCCUACCUUUAGGCGUUAUUCAUGGUUUAGAGGAUUUUAAUCCUAAAAUAACUUAAAAAGUACAUUAUUUGUAAAAAUUUGGACAACAUAUUCGAGAUCAGCGACCCCGAAUUUAGUAAGUAAGGGUAUUUUCAACACAAAUCAACAUUGAUCACUGACAUGAUCAAUGUUACCCCAAAUCAACACAAUCAAAAAUUAGAUUUAAAAACCUAUUUAAACAUGUUUUAAAGUUUUACAAUACUUUUUCGAGUAGCUUAACACAAACUCAGAGGGGCAGUACUAGUUUUAAAAAUAUAAAACAUGUAACAUUUGCUUUAACAAAAGAAUUAUUCAAGAAAGAUCGAAAAUUCUGAUCAAUGUUACCCCGGAUUACGGUAUCGCUUUCUCUCGUUCAGUUCGUCAUAUUCCCUAUCAGUUACAGAGCAAAUUCAUUAGCUGAGCUCGAUCGCCUGAAGCGAGCCAAAUUCUCAGCAUCCGUCGCGUCGUCAGAUCCGUCCGUAAGCUAAGCACCCGGUCCCAUAGAAUCUAAUGGGGAGACAGUAGCUAUUACGACGUGCCACUCAACGGCAGUCACGACAAAUCAAAUUCUCACACAAUUUUGUGCACAAACAGCAAACCAGUAGCGCUACUGCAGUCUCUAUUGAACUAGUUCUUCCCGAGAAGAUCCCCAUCGAAUGUUGCUGCAAUCACGCGAGUUUUCGUCCGAGCAUCGCCGUUUCGAGAGUUUGAACAAAACAAAAAUAACGAGAAAUUACCUUCUCGCCUAAUGGACUCAAUUAUGCAAAUCAUAUGAACGAAACCACCUCGAACCGUAGUUAUGCAAAAUCGAUGAGCAAUUGUCGGGCAAAAGUGUCUAACUUGCGCUGAACUAUUCGUCGUCAUCUUUGUCAACAUUGAGCUUCCUAAUAACUAGGGCAGGCCCGCAGAACCAGGAAGAAACAUAACCCAACCGAAGGCAAGUUUACGAUGCAUCUGGUCUCACAGCCCUGGGUGGUGACGAUUCUCAUGGUAGUAGCAACGACGGUGGUGGUGACUAAUGGACAAUUUUAUGUAGAACGUCUCCCACCGAGUAGCCACGCUGGGACCGAACCGGUAGCUGAAGCGACGAUAGUGCCAAAUGAGGUCACUUCUCGGGAAUCAUCCACAGCGCGGGUAGCUGGAACAACACCGGAGGUGGCCUCCGGUAAAAACAAAUUGUUUUGGAACUGGACAAAAGGGACGGCCGCUGCGGCGAUGUCGCAAAGCGAUGAUGAGGAAUUAUUGUUUCCGACCCUGGCCAACGGACAUCUAGGCUUUACGGUGUUUGGAGAUGCGAUCUACAUGAACGGUCUGUACAACGGUCACCGGGGGCUGAGUCACAGGGCGAGAAUAGCAAACAUUGCCAACAUUCGGUUGUCCUGUUGCGACCUCGACGGUGAUGGUGGGAACCAACCGCCGUCGUCGUCGCCACCGCCAACGUCGUCGUACUCAAUGGACUUCGAGACGGGCACGUUUCGCGUCGAUUAUCGAGGACCUAAUAAUAGCUUCAGGGUAGCGCAGCUGAUCUAUCCCCAUCAAUUGUACAAUCGUGCGAUCGUCAAUCAAUUCACAAUCGAGCGGAGCACGGAUGGUGAAGAUGAUAUUCGAAUCGGCCUAAAGCAGCUGAGUACCUCCCCCGCCAGUGAAGACAUCGCAUUCAGCCCGGUGAAAACCAUCUUCAUCAGCUCUGACGCGGAACGGAAGCACCGGAACCGCCGCCGCUGCCACCGUGAUUCCAACUCCGCAAAUGAUGAAUAUUCAUCGACCCCUACCAGUACCAGUACUGUCUACAAGGUGUACCAAACGUGUGGCACCACGCCGGAGCUGGAAGAUCCCGAACGCCAUCGGAACCAGCCGCGACAGGUCUGUGUCUUAUGGAAUCAUGUUCCAGAAGAGCUCACACUGAAACGGUCCGAGCGCACGGUGUCGUACAAAUUUAUAAUGACGGCUGAUGAGAGUGCCGGAGUGGCCCGCCAAGAGCUGACUGAUGCCAUUCGCACCGAAGACAAUGAACUGCUCCGCCGGCACGGUGACCUUUGGCGGGCAUUUUGGAAUGGUUUCGACAUCACCGCCGAGGGCAAUCCAUCCCUGGAGCAAACCAUCCGGGCGAGCGUAUUCUACUUGAUGAGCAACUUUCCGCUAAAUCCAUCGCUGCAGCAGCACCAGUUCGGUGGAUUGAGCCCAACGGGACUCGGACGCGGUGGAUCCACCGCCACCGGUCUGGCUGAUUACGAGGGACAUUCGUUCUGGGACACGGAGAUUUGGAUGUUCCCGGUGGUGAAUCUAAUCGAGAGCAGGUUCGCCCAGAUGAUGGUGGAUUAUCGGUUCCACAGGAUGGAUGCGGCGCGACAAAAUGCCCUGGAUGGGGGUUUUAGUGGAGCGAAGUACCCCUGGGAAAGUGCCGCCACUGGUAUCGAAGUGACUCAACCCUGCUGCCCGGAAGUGGCGCAAUUUCAACACCACAUUACCGCAGACAUAAGCUUCGCUCUGCGGCAGUACUUCGCCGCCACGCAAGACCUCCACUGGCUGCGCAACCAAGGAUGCUCACUGGCCGGGGCAAUUGCCGAGUUUUGGGCCAGUCGAAUCGCACCCGAUCCCGUUACAGGGCUGUUCGACAUCAAGGAGGUGAUGGGACCGGAUGAAGAUCAUGAAAAUGUUACCAACAAUGCGUACACCAACGUGAUCGCUGCCUAUGCGCUGUAUUUCGGAGACUUGGCGAGCUGCCUGUGUAGCACCGGCAACGUUGGCGUUGGCGAUGACGACGAUUUCUUCCACGGCCACGACGACGACGACGACAAUAGUGUCGAUAACGGCGGCGGCAAUAAAACCAAUCCGAUAGGCCUGGACAAAGGCGUGGUGGCGCCACCUUGCCCCGCGACGACCAAUUGGACCGCCCUAGCGCAGCACCUAAAGCUGCUUUAUGACACCGAAAAUGACUAUCAUCCCCAGUUCGAAGGCUACCGAUUGGGGACCGUGAUCAAACAGGCGGACACCGUGCUGCUGGGCUAUCCGUUACAAUACCCCGGCAUGAAUGCCUCCACCAGGAGCAAUGAUUUGCGGUUUUACGAAUCCGUCACCCGACGGUCGGGGCCGGCAAUGACCUGGGCCAUGCAUGCCAUCAACCAUCUGGAUUUGGGCGAACGGGAGAAAGGUUCGCAACUGUUCGAUCGGAGCUAUAAAAAGUACGUCCGUGAGCCGUUCUACGUGUGGAGUGAGGUUGAGCAGGGCCUUCAGGGGGCUACCAACUUCAUCACCGGGGCAGGAGGGUUUCUACAAGCGGUGAUCAAUGGAUUCGGAGGGGUAAGGCUAUUUUUGGAUCGGUUGGAGAUACAGAAGCCGAAGCCGCCGACGGGUACGAAAAGGUUAACCAUUAAAGGUGUAAGAUAUCUGGGAGCGACGCUAACUUUGACGGUGUCCGAUGAUGGAAGCACAUUGGAGUUUACUGAUGCUCCGCGAGAUUUGGUGAUUCGCGUUGGUAAUUCUGAGUUUAAUUCUGUAGUACUUGGUAAAACGUAUAAUAUUACAAACACCAUUACAGUUAUUCAAGCAAAGAAGAACAUCUAUGAAAAUUGCAACAUCCCAGAAGAAGUAAUCAGCACAUUCAAUGUAACUCCAUGAAAACAGCACUUAGAAUCAAAGAAGGAUGAAAAUGGAAGCAUUAUGCUUUUAAAGGGAAUCAUCCCCUACACCCAUGUGUUAACAUAAACUAUUUUUCUUUUUCCGUUAUUAACGAGAUUUUAAGCCGGGGCUAGCUUAUCUCGGGACCCACGGUUUUACUUCCCUUCCGAAAGAAGAACUCACAUUUUGUGAGUUCGUCGGGAGUGGAUGUCGAUCCCAGGUCCUCAGCGUGAUACUCACGAGCUUUAACCAUCAUACCAGGUCCGCUUCACAUAAACCAUUGAAUUUCAAGUAAAAAUAAAAUGUAGUAUCAGAAAAAUACUGGUCAAGGUAAUGUUUUUCUUGUUUACAAUUAACAUCUCUUCGAAAUAAUAAACACGAAGGAUUUAGGCAGGGCUUCAUAUUUUUCACUUUCCUUCCUUUCUCUACUUCAAUUUCCGCUCAGUCAAUUUUAUACCAAUGGACAUAAUUUUUUGUUCAUGGUGAGAUAUGUAAUGUUGCUAGCCGCGAACAAAAAUGCAAGUCAAUUGGUAUAACAUUGACUAAUUAUACUAGUUUACAGCAUUUUUGAACUCGGUAAGCUGAUGAUCAUUUUUGGUGUAGAAUCAUGCCCUGAGUUCGAAAACGCAAAGAAAAAAAAUUACAGUAGAGCGGAUUUUUUUUCGACUUUCCAUACAAGGUUGAUGAUUUGAAAUCGAUUUUUGUUCUAUUUUUAAACAAAGUCGCUCACUUCACACAUCUCAUUCUCCGUAAUCAAUACUCCGAUUGAGCUGAAUUUUUUACUGUAACUCGCCUACAUAUGAUAUGUCAAAAAAACGUUGAGAAAGAAUUUUUAAAUUGUAUUUUUCUAAUUGAGAAAAAUACAUUUCUUCAUAUUUUUUUGGAAACUUUGCUAAAAUUUAAGGAGAUCGUCCCCAAAACUCGCCAAUAUUUUGAAUUUCAUCAAUCUGACGCAAAACCUGCAUUCAGAUGAUCGAAUGGUAUUAUAUUCCGCUUUUAAUUUAUGGAAAAAAAAUUAAAAUUGGUUCAACAAA
Aedes albopictus (Asian tiger mosquito) is the source of this 4941-nucleotide messenger RNA. Its product is annotated as protein-glucosylgalactosylhydroxylysine glucosidase-like. The record is from RefSeq and is a predicted model, not a curated record. The transcript has 8 exons. NCBI's taxonomy places the organism in Eukaryota, Metazoa, Arthropoda, Insecta, Diptera, Culicidae. Gene Ontology annotation, biological process: carbohydrate metabolic process. Gene Ontology annotation, molecular function: hydrolase activity, hydrolyzing O-glycosyl compounds. Bases 1238 to 3907 code for a protein of 889 amino acids.